AUGGGCGCCACCCCGUUCCAUCGGUCCAUCCUCGAGGUCCGGUUGCCGAAGCACUUCGACAAACCAACGGACAUGAGGUACGAUGGAACCCAAGACCCUUUGGAACACCUCACGGCCUUCGAGGCUAGAAUGAAUCUGGAGGGAGUAGGAGACGAGGUGAGGUGCCGGGCCUUCCCGGUCACCCUGGCAGAACCUGCGAUCCGAUGGUUUAACGGCCUUCCGCAGGGAUCCAUCUAUGGGUUUUCGGACAUCAGCCGUGCCUUCUUAGCUCAAUUCACAACACGAAUAGCAAAGGCAAAGCACCCGAUCAACUUGAUCAGGAUAACCCAAAGGCCCGGAGAGCCGACCAGAAAAUACCUGGACCGAUUCAACGACGAAUGCUUAGAAAUUGACGGCCUAACCGACUCGGUGGCCAGCCUCUGUCUGACGAACGGCCUCCUCAACGAGGACUUCCGAAAACACCUCACCACAAAACCGGUUUGGACGAUGCACGAGAUCCAAACGGUAGCUAAGGAAUACAUAAAUGACAAGGAAGUCAGCCAGGUCGUGGCUGUCAAUAAAUGA
Molecule: messenger RNA, 564 nt
Organism: Arachis duranensis
Lineage: Eukaryota; Viridiplantae; Streptophyta; Magnoliopsida; Fabales; Fabaceae
Exons: 1
Coding region: 1-564 (187 amino acids)
Source: RefSeq, a predicted model, not a curated record